Molecule: messenger RNA, 655 nt
Organism: Corticium candelabrum
Lineage: Eukaryota; Metazoa; Porifera; Homoscleromorpha; Homosclerophorida; Plakinidae
Exons: 5
Coding region: 233-625 (130 amino acids)
Molecular function (GO): protein binding
Source: RefSeq, a predicted model, not a curated record
GGAAAAUCAAGGAAUCAUUAGAUUUGAGUUUGAAAACCAAGAAGGUGAUUGAUGAGCUAAAACCAUAUGAAAAGAAAGAAAUAUAUAAACAUCAUAAACAAGUGUUGAAGAAUAUUCAUCAAUGCUAUCACAUGCUAAACAACUUUGAGGAAGAAAAUUUUUACCUGAAAGAGCUGAUGUUGCUGAUGAAAAGUUAUGGAGAACAACUUGGAGCAGAAUUUGCUUCUGUUGAAUGCAACAUGGCAGAGAACUACUUUUUAAGAGGGGUAAACGAGACAAAGCAUUGAAAUUAUGCCAACAAGUGAUGGAAAAGUUAAAUGAUAUGAAGGAAUAUGAUCAGAUCACAGUGAUGAUAACAUUAUCAAAAUGUUGUUUAUCUUUUGGAGAAUUUGAAAAAGCAGAUGAUUUAUUGGAUAGGUCAUGGAAAUUGCUUUCCAGAUUUGAUUAUUACAAUUUUCUUCAUGAGCGUCUUGAUGUCGUGAAUCUCAAGUGUCAGUGUGAGAUUGAAAGACCUAAUAGAUCAAAAGACAAGCUUACUGAAGCAUUGGAGAUAGCAAAACAAACUUUGUCUAUUACUCAGUCUUUCCUACCAUCAGAAAGUUUACAGAUUUUCUAUUGUACGUGAAUUGAUUGUUAAUAUGUUUUGUGUACUACU